AUGGUGUCGCAGCACGGCAUCCUCCUCGCCGCCGGCCUCAUCUCCGAUCACUUCGGGCCCCUCGUAGCUAAGGUGUGCGAAUGCCUCCUCCGCCACGGAGCGCUGCAGCUGCCGGAGAUUGCGCGCCGCCUCAAGCUCCCGCGGAACCACUUGAAGAACUCUCUCCUCGUCCUCAUCCAGCACAAUUGCGUCCAGGCCUUCUCAUCCCCCAAUGGGGCCGGCCGUAGGGCAGUGACGCUCUACUUGGCCAUCUUCGACAACGUCCUGCAUCGGCUGCGCUUUGCAAAGUUCCUCUCUGUCAUCCGUGCGGACAUCCCAGAGUCAGAAGUUCUUAUCGAGGGAUUGCUUCAGAAUGGCCGGCUAACAUUUGACCAACUUGUGGAAUGCACAAUCUCUAAAGUACCAGAACGCACCACCAGACCAGAAAGGGAAGAAAUACGUUUGAACUUCAACAAACUUGUGUAUGCACGUUAUGUGGAGCGUUGCCCAAAACCUGAACCUUCUUUUGAUCUAGACGAACAGCCUACACCUGCGAGGAGAAGAGUACAAAAAACCGUCGAGGAGGUUAUUUCACUUGAGCAGAAAAUUGUCAAUACUGCAACACUUUCUGAACCAGAAAGAUUUUCUGCGAUCCCAUACAGCAUGGAAGAUGCAUCAAAUGCAAAUGAUUGUCCUCGAAACGCUGUUCGUGGUGCUAAGCGGAAAUACGGAGCCUUUGAGGUAGAUGAAGAGCGCAACUCAACAAGUGCAGAGAAUGAAGUACUUUGGCGGAUAAAUUUUGAGAAAUUUAUAUUCCGUCUAAAGAAGAAGUUCUGUGCAGACCGAAAGAAACCAAGGCUGAAGGUUGGCACACAUCCUAUCUGGGAGUCAUUUUUCGAGGCUAACUUAGCUGAUACGGAUACCAACUCUGUGACAUCAUCAAGAAAUGGUAUUUUGGAGAGAGUAGGACAAAAGGAAGGAGGUGCAGCAAUGACACUUGAUCAGAUCACAAGAGUUCUAGAGGAUUUGCAGUGUACAACUUCCACUGAUGAUCCGGAAGCAUUUACUUUUGAUUUGCGCAAAAUGGUUGAAGCUUGCAGAAAUGAGGAGAUAGAGUCGCUUGUGAAAAAGAAAUAUGGGCAAGAAGCCUUUACAAUCUUUAGGCUGUUGGUCACGCAAGGUUGUCCAGUUGAAACAGAUCGAAUUAUUGAUACAACAAUUCUUGACAAACAGAUUGUUCAUUCAACUUUGUACAAGCUAUGGAAGGAUGACUACGCGGAUUCAGAGAAAAUCACUUCCGCGCCAGGAACAGGGUAUGCACAGUUUUUUGUAUGGAGAGCGAAAAAUACAUUUCGUGAACAGUUCAUCGAUAUUCUCUAUCAUGCUGCUUUUAACUUACGCCAGGUGGUAAACCACAUUGUUGAACUUCUACUCGAGGCUCAGGGUCCAAAGGAUAAAAUAGAGUGCACUCGAAAACAAAAGGAUAAAAUAAAGCUGCUGGAAAGAAGAAGGGACAUUUUGAUCCAAGCACUCAUUAGACAUGAUGACUCUCUCAUGUUGUUCCAUGAUUUUUGA
This is a messenger RNA of Lolium rigidum, 1554 nucleotides long. Its product is annotated as DNA-directed RNA polymerase III subunit rpc3-like. Bases 1 to 1554 code for a protein of 517 amino acids. Gene Ontology annotation, cellular component: RNA polymerase III complex. The record is from RefSeq and is a predicted model, not a curated record. Gene Ontology annotation, biological process: DNA-templated transcription. NCBI's taxonomy places the organism in Eukaryota, Viridiplantae, Streptophyta, Magnoliopsida, Poales, Poaceae. Gene Ontology annotation, molecular function: single-stranded DNA binding. The transcript has 14 exons.